AUGCCAAAGUUUACCCUUUUUCACUUGUGCGUCGUAGCUGCAAGUCUGUACAUAGUUUCUGCUGUUACUGAGGAAGAGAUAAAAGCCUUUCGUAAAGCGAUACGCCCAAUUAUAGAAACGUGUUCUGAGGAAUACGGCGUGGUUAGCGGUGAUGUUCAGACUGCCAAGGACAACAAAGAUGCCAAUGCUGUAAAACCCUGCUUCACAGAAUGUGUUUUGAGGAAAAUAGGAAUUUUGGAUACCAAUGGUUAUUACGAUGCAGAGCGAGGUCUUCAUGGUCUUAGAAAGUUUGUAAAGAAUGAUGAAGAUUUCGCGAAGUUUCAAGUCGUUGCUAUGAAAUGCACGAAAGUGAACGACAUACCUGUCAGCAAAGAUGAAACUCGUUGUGAUAGAGCCAUGUUAGUUUUGGGGUGCGGCUUUGAUAAUAUAGCUGAGAUGCCGCUCAAGUAA
Molecule: messenger RNA, 450 nt
Organism: Arctia plantaginis
Lineage: Eukaryota; Metazoa; Arthropoda; Insecta; Lepidoptera; Erebidae
Source: the annotation of a GenBank genome assembly